UCGACAGAACUCAUGAGGACUCAAAACGUCAACUCUUUUCUUCUCCACCGAUGCUGCCGGACCUGCUGAGUUUUUCCAGGUAAUUCUGUUUUUGUUUUGGAUUUCCAGCAUCCGCAGUUUUUUUGUUUUUAUUAUUAUUAUUAUAGGGUAUAAAUGUGUCUGACCUGACCGGGUGUGUCUUACAAUCCAGGAAAACAAUGGAAGCACUUUUAUUUCUGGGUUUUGUUGCAAUUAUUUCAGUUGAAGCUGCAGUUGGUAAAUACGCUGGGGAUAAAGUUCUGCGUCUGAGGCCGGAAAAUGAACAGCACCUACAGUUUAUAAGGCAUGUGUCCCACUCUGCGGAGGUUGAUUUUUGGCAGCCACAUUCGGUUGAGCUGGUGACCACAAACAGGAGUGUGGAUUUCAGGAUCGGUGCUGGUUGGGCCUCGGAAGUUCAGGCUGGACUGAACAAGAUUGGAUUGAAAUAUGACAUAUUAAUUGAGAAUGUGCAGAACCUGAUGGAGAAACAAUUUGACCGAAACAAGACGGAUUCAACGGGCUACGACUAUGAAAAGUAUCAUCGGUGGGAUGAGAUUGAAUCCUGGAUUGCUAAAAUCACUAUUGAAAACCCAAAACUAGUUUCUAGGUUUAAAAUUGGACACAGCUAUGAGCGACGAAGCAUCUAUCUCCUCCGGGUUGGCAAGAGAACAGGUUUUAUGAAACCUGCCAUCUUCUUGGAUUGUGGAAUCCAUGCCAGGGAGUGGAUUUCUCCAGCAUUUUGCCAAUGGUUCGUGAAAGAGGCUGUUAGAAAUUAUGGAUCUGAUCCUGCUAUGACCACUCUUCUCAAUAAACUGGAUUUCCUGGUUGUUCCUGUUAUCAAUGUAGAUGGUUAUGUCUAUAGCUGGGCCAGGGAUCGGUUUUGGAGGAAAACGCGUUCCAGGAAUCCUGGCUCUCGCUGUGUGGGCACUGAUCCAAACCGAAACUUCGAUGCUAAGUGGUGCUCCAUUGGUGCUUCAAGGGACCCGUGUGAUGAUAUUUACUGUGGAUCACAUGCAGAAUCUGAGAAGGAAGUUAAGGCUGUUGCAGGCUUCAUCCGUCAAUACUGUUGCAUCAAGGCUUAUCUCACUAUCCACUCCUAUUCCCAGAUGUGUCUCUUCCCCUACUCUUACACCUAUUCAUUGACACCCAACUACAAAGAACUGAACACUAUGGCUAGCGAUGCAGUUAAAGCCUUGAGCAGUCUUCAUGGAACUCAAUAUGAGUAUGGUCCCGCUGCGAUCAUAAUAUAUCCUUCUGCUGGUGGUUCAGAUGACUGGGCCUAUGAUCUGGGUAUUAAGUAUUCUUUCACUUUUGAACUGCGAGACACUGGCACUUAUGGCUUCUUGUUGCCUGAGUCCCAAAUCAGGCCAACCUGCGAAGAAACCAUGUUGGCAAUCAACUACAUCGCCACCUACGUUCUCAACCAUCCAUAUUAAUCCACUGGAUGUAAAGAAAGUAUUUGUUGGUUACCAGAAAAUGUAUGUAAACUGAAUUUAAGGUUGAGAAUUUAUAGCUAAAUAUUUGUGUACAUGGCAGGUGGAUAGUUAAGGUAUUUCAAAUUAACUAGUCAAUCUCCCAGUGUGUUGUAACUCAGAGACUAUGGCCUCUCCCUUAUAUGCCUCGGUUUCUCAUUCUGUCUCUCCACAUCUAUCUGUCUUGCUUUCUCUUCUCUUCACUUUCUGUCUCCAUUGAAGGAGAAAGAUAGUCAAACUAGAAUGCAGAAAGAAUUUUGAUCUAUUUUUUAAAUUUAAAUUUAACCUUUCCCCAUAACUCUUUCUCCUAUUCUUCUGCUUCUCUCUGUUCUCUUCUACUUGUAUCUGUCUUUUUCUUUAAUCCUUUCCUCUUAGUUAGGAGGUGAUAUGUGACAUGAGGUGAUGUGAUGGGGGAAAGAGCUACCAAUUGCUGCAGGUUAUAUGGGGAUUAUCACCCUCCAAGGUUAUUUUUCCAAUUUCUCAUCAUUCCCCCAAUUCGUUGCUCCCAUUGCAUAUCUAACCUUUCAAUCUCCCACUAACCCUUCCCAUUCUUAGUAUCGCUUCAUUCCCAUUACUAUCCCUAACUCUUCAUCAAACUCUCUGCUCACUUUGUCUAUACUCUGCACCCCUCGAUUCUCUGUAAUUCAAUUAGUCUUCCCUCCGUGAAGCUGGAUAGUGAGUGGCUGGAAGCCUCCACUCUCUACUUCCAGGCUCCCUUCCUACCCAUUUCUCCCAGAGGUUUCACUCCUUUUCAAAUUUUAACUUAAAAAAAUCAAACUAGAUUUUUGACCUUAUCUUUCGCUUCCUAUUUAUGGGAGGGCAGAAUUCAACUUUGGCAGUGCUGCAAAAUAACAACUGCAUCGUCAAAAAUGGACAGAGUGUACAAUGGGUGGCUGAUUCACUGGCAUCCCCUAUGUCUGUCUCCGCAAUUCUGAGAUUUACUUUUCCACCACAUGGAAACAUUUGCCCAUCCCAAAUUGCCUUCUCAAUGGCAUGGGAAUGGGAAACAAAUGCUGGCCUAGCACAGAUGUGAGCAUAUGAAUUAAGAGCCUCCUCUGCCAUGGCUGAUCUGAAUGUAACCUCAACCCCACAUUCCUGCCUACCCCCGAUAACCCUUCACCCCCUUGUUAAUCAAGAAUCUAUCUAGCUCUGCCUUAAAAAUAUUCAAAGUCUCUUCCUCAAA
This is a messenger RNA of Carcharodon carcharias (great white shark), 2673 nucleotides long. Its product is annotated as carboxypeptidase B-like. The record is from RefSeq and is a predicted model, not a curated record. The transcript is spliced from 11 exons. NCBI's taxonomy places the organism in Eukaryota, Metazoa, Chordata, Chondrichthyes, Lamniformes, Lamnidae. Gene Ontology annotation, molecular function: metallocarboxypeptidase activity; zinc ion binding. Bases 198 to 1454 code for a protein of 418 amino acids. Gene Ontology annotation, biological process: proteolysis.